Messenger RNA from Fusarium mangiferae, 1407 nucleotides. RefSeq lists its product as uncharacterized. Lineage: Eukaryota; Fungi; Ascomycota; Sordariomycetes; Hypocreales; Nectriaceae. The coding region runs from base 1 to 1407 and encodes 468 amino acids. The record is from RefSeq and is a predicted model, not a curated record. The transcript has 2 exons.
AUGUUGAAUCUGGCGGGCUCAGAGCCUGACGAGUGGCAAGCCAACAUUGGCAAGAACGUGAUGGAGGGCUUUGACAAGAUUCGCACUUUUGCCCCUGGUCCGUGCAAAGAAAGCUGCACUAUGGACAUCAUUGAGCAUAAGAACACCCUGCAAGCUAAGCGUUGGUAUCCAACUACAUCUACCCUGCUAAACGGCGAUGUGUUGGUGGUCGGGGGCUCAAACGUUGGUUUAUUGGUUAUCAAUGAAGCUAGUGUCAACGUACCAACAUACGAGGUUGUUAAGAGCGACUUGUCUGCCCGCAAGAAGCCUGUUACUCUUCCGUAUCUUGAAUUUUCAGAUGAAGACAAUCUGAACUUCAACAAGUCGUUUAACUUGUACCCUUCAUUGACCCCUUUGCCUAACUCGCGUCAAGCGGACGAGAUCUUUACUAUCGUCGGCAAUAAAGCCUUCAUCUGGGACUAUACCAAGGACAAACUCGUCGCCGAGUUGCCCGACACCCCUUUGCAGCCCAGGAACUUCCCAUCCUCAGCCUCAGUCAUUCUUUUACCGCUCAAGGCUCCAGACUUCACACCCACGGUCUUGCUUUGCGGUGGAUCCUCUACCGACGUUCCCGAUCCCCAAGCACUUGAUGACUGCUAUACGAUUAAUCCGAGCGACGAAAACCCGAAGUGGGUGCCAACAGACAAUUUACCAAAUGGAGGACAGACUAUGACUGAUGCAAUCCUACUUCCUAACGGUAAGAUACUGUUAAUAAACGGAGCUCAUAAAGGAUCUGCCGGCGGUUGGAUGGCUGACGAUCCCGUCUUGACACCUCUGAUCUAUGAUCAUUCAGCCGCAUCUGGGCAACGAUUUACUUCUAUGCCAAAAACAGACAUUUCACGACUUUACCACUCCGUCGCAAGCCUACUGCCAUCUGGCGAAGUCAUUGUGGCCGGUUCAAACCCUGACGUGUUUUACAACGAUGUUGGUCGGGUUCUUAACUCGUAUCCUUACUUCAAUAACAACGGCCAUCGUUCUGUCUUGGUACAGCAGCAGGAGAAAACCUCAUUGCAUCCCACGGAAUAUCGCGUUGAGGUCUUCUCACCUACAUACAUGGAUGCCAAUAGUCGUCCCGUCAUCAAAACAGGUCCCAAGAACAAUAGUAUCAUGUUCAAUGAAGGUUUUGAAGUUAUCUUGGAAGCUGUCACUGGCAACAACAUUGUUGCUCGUCUGAUUAACCCAGGCUUCCGUACGCAUGGUGUUGGAAUGAACCAGCGCUCAGUGGAGCUCCAGGUCCGGAAAGGAAACUCGAACCAACUUACAAUCACAGCCCCCCCUGAUGGUACUGUCAUGGUAGCUGGGGUACAUAUGUUGUUUAUUGAUAUCGACGGAGUGCCAUCAGAAGCCAUCUGGGUCAAGUUAUCUUAG